AGCUAAGGAUCAGUGGUCACGUGCCCUCUGCCCCUUCUCCCGCAGAGGCAACAUGGCGGCCCCGGCAGGCAGUGGCUGGGAGGUUUGAAUUACCGUACUUGGAGUUGCUGCAGCCCUGAUGAUGGCGUCUUCGGCUUUGUGCGGUUCGCGUCAGCUUCCCAAGGAGCUCCUUGGAGACCUCUCUUCACAGGAAGGAGAUGAGGACUGUGAUCUUGAAGAUCAUGUCAGCGACUCGGGUUCAUAUUCGUCUGCGAGUAGCGAUUAUGAUGACCUUGAACCUGAGUGGCUGGACAGCGUGCAGAAAAAUGGAGAGCUGUUUUAUUUGGAACUGAGUGAGGAUGAAGAAGAAAGCCUCCUUCCUGAGACAACUGUUGUGAACCAUGUCAGGUUCAGUGAAAAUGAGAUCAUUAUUGAAGAGGAUGAUUACAAAGAAAGAAAAAAGUAUGAACCCAAACUCAAGCAGUUUACCAAAAUUUUAAAAAGUAAAAGACUUUUACCCAAGCGCUGUAAUAAAAAAAAUAGCGAUGACAGUGGGCCAGUCUCCAUUCUAAAGCAUCAGUCCAAUCAGAAAACAGGAGUCGUUGUCCAGCAGAGGUACAAAGAUGUGAAUGUUUAUGUGAACCCCAAAAGGCUAACUGUCACCAAAGCCAAAGAGCAACUUAAGCUUCUGGAAGUGCUGAUUGGGAUCAUCCAUCAGACCAAGUGGAGCUGGAGAAGAACUGGGAAGCAGGGCGGUGGAGAGAGGCUUGUGGUCCACGGCCUGCUGCCAGGAGGAUCCGCUAUGAAGAGUGGUCAGGUGUUAAUUGGUGAUGUUCUUGUUUCUGUGAACGAUGUUGAUGUGACCUCUGAGAACAUAGAGAGAGUUCUGUCUUGCAUUCCUGGACCUAUGCAGGUGAAACUGACAUUUGAAAAUGCAUCUGCUGUGAAAAAGGAAACAAUUCAACCACGACAGAAAAAGGCACAGUCUAACACAGGUGAUCUAGUCAAACUUCUAUGGGGAGAAGAGGUUGAAGGUAUCCAACAGAAUGUCGUAAACACUCCUCAUAUCGUUAUGUAUCUCACACUAGAGCUGGACUCAGAGACAUCAAAGGAGGAGCAGGAAAUUCUUUAUCAUUAUCCAGUAUCUGAGGCAUCUCAGAAGCUUAAAAGUGUGAGAGGGAUAUUUCUCACGCUCUGUGACAUGCUGGAAAAUGUAACUGGAACACAAGUUACCAGCUCAUCCCUUCUUUUAAAUGGGAAACAAAUUCAUGUGGCUUAUUGGAAAGAAUCUGACAAGUUGUUGUUAAUUGGUCUGCCUGCUGAAAAAGUUCCUCUUCCUCAGCUAAGGCAUAUGAUAGAGGAUGUUGCCCAAACCUUAAAAUUUAUGUAUAGUUCUUUAGAUAGUGCCUUUUGCCAGGUCGAGAAUGUGUCUCAUUUGGAUCACUUUUUCGACUUGUUCUUUCAAAGAGCACUGCAGCUGGCCAAACUGCAUCGCAGUGCCAGCCCCAACAUACAGCGGUAUGAGACCUCUAGUGCAGUACUUCUGGAUAAUCUCCCUGGAGUUCGGUGGCUCACACUUCCACAGGAAAUCAAGAUUGAAUUAGACAUGGCAUUGAGUGACUUGGAGGCUGCAGAUUUUGCAGAACUGCCCCUGGCAACCACUGAUCUGUUUUCUGUCUCCAUGGUUUUACCUUUUCUGGAAUGCCAUUCCGAGGAUUACUAUGACAUGAGGCGGCUGUAUACGAUUUUAGGAUCAUCUCUAUUUUACAAGGGUUAUUUGAUAUGCAGUCAUUUGCCUAAGGAUGAUCUUAUUGAUAUUGCUGUAUACUGUCGUUACUAUUGCCUACUGCCUCUAGCAGCAAAACAAAGAAUUGGUCAGUUGGUAAUAUGGAGAGAAGUGUUUCCUCGAUAUCACCUUCAACCUUCUGUAGACUCAAACACUGAAGUCUUUCAGGAACCUGAAGGGAGAUAUUUUUUGCUAAUUGUUGGCUUGAGGUAUUAUAUGCUAUGUGUACUAUUAGAAGCUGGAGGCUGCACAUCCAAAGCUAUUGGAAAUCCUGGACCAGACUGUAUAUAUGUGGAUCAGGUCAAAACAACUCUUCACCAGCUGGAAAGAGUAGAUUCCCGCAUAAAUGAACGACUAACAUCUUCUCCAAGUCCCUGCUUGUCUUGUGCUGACUGGUUCCUUGCUGGGUCACAUGAAAAAUUAGAUGGGCUGACAACCUCACCUAUCCUCAGUAGGCUACAGAGUACUUCCAAAGUAGCAACCUCUCCAACCUGCAAAAGAACUCUUUUUGGUGACUAUUCCUUGAAGACACGUAAGCCCAGUCCUUCCCAAAGUACUGGAAGAUCUGAAAGUGGUUGUGACGCUAGAGAAGGUGUUGGCCCAAGCCCCCAUUCUACACUGGAUGCCGCAUGGAAGCAAAGAGAAUCUCAGGGCUCUGAUGGUUCAGAAGAAAGUCAGGCCUUGCUUAAGAUGACUAAAAAGAAGUCAACUCUUCCAAAUCCAUUUCAUUUGGGGAACUUGAAAAAGGACCUUUCAGAAAAAGAAUUGGAAAUAUAUAACACAAUGAAAUUGACAUCUGGUCCUGAGAACACACUUUUCCACUAUGUUGCCCUAGAAACGGUGCAAGGGAUCUUUAUUACUCCUACCCAUGAAGAGGUGGCCCAGCUAGGCGGCUCUAUCCACCCGCAGCUGAUAAAGAAUUUCCAUCAGUGUUGUCUCUCCAUCCGUGCAGUUUUCCAACAGACCUUGAUGGAAGAGAAAAAGAAAGCAUUAAAUGUUGGAGAUCAUUCUGGUUCUACAAAUUCAGUGUCUUCUCUAAACCCUGUGAAAGAACAUGGUGUGUUGUUUGAAUGCUCACCUGAAAACUGGACUGAUCAGAGAAAAGCACCACCAGUUAUGGCUUACUGGGUAGUAGGGAGACUCUUUCUUCAUCCCAAAGUUCAAGAACUUUAUGUUUGUUUUCAUGACUCAGUCACAGAAGUUGCCAUCGAAAUGGCCUUUAAAAUGUUCUUUGGAUUAACCCUGUAACCAUGUUUUCUUGCUGCACAGCAAGAAAUCUGCAUGGAGCACUGAACAGUAUGAGGAUUGCCAAAAUCCACACACAAAAGAUAAGGUUUAGCUUCUUUUCACUGUUCAAUAUUGAGCAUAAUGUUAAGUAUCAAAAUGACAUGCUGUUGGAUUUGAUGCACUAGAUCUUACGUAGUAUUGUGAGACUUAUGAAAAAAUACUUGAUCAAAAUAUGAAUUGUUAACUUCCUUCCAUUUCUGUAUAUAAUAUUAAUUUAUUGACUAGUUUGAAAUAAUGUGAACUGUUUUAUACACAAUAUAGGAACUAUUUAUCUUGGAAAAAUACCCAAUUCAUUGUGUAUUUUUCUCAAGACUAAUAUUGAUAUCUAGUGAAAAAAUCAUGAAACUAGGAGGACAAAAUAAGGUCCUAUAACUAAUUAGUGCUGUGACCAUGAGCAAGUCUUUGUACCUCUGAGCUCAGGGCAUUCUGGUAUCAUGGGUAUUAAGGCACUUUGUUUAAAAGUAUUUAUGAAAUGUCUUACACAUUUCUUUAUAUGUCCCCCAAAACACCAUGAGCUAUUUUAAACAGAAUUAUUAAUAAAUGCAGCUAUUGGUCAUCUCAGAGUUUCAAACAGACUGAAAACUUGGGGUUUUAUCAUAGCAGACUUUUUGUUUCAUUUAAUGAAAUUUUAGUCUGUUGAACUGUUUUCCUGGUGUCAAAGAAUCAUGAGGCCACCACUCAAUAACUGAAACAAAGCAGACAAUACUGAUCUUAAUAAGGGUAAAUCAUUAGCUAUAUUGUAGGUGUAUACGGUAAUGCCCAUGUUGCAGAGAGAUAUUGUUUUUUUAAGAGAUAAAACCAAACAUCACCUUGGUUUUCAUCUCGAGAUGGAUACUGAAGUAAACAUCGUAAGUAAGCUUAGCAGCUCAUUUUUCCAAAUAUGUUUAGAUUCACAUCUAAAAGUAGAGCAGUCUGAUUCUAGUAAGUGCCUGUCACUUUAUAAAAUAAAGGGGACAAAGUAACAGUGCAGACACCCCAGAGGUAUACUCUUUAGCAGGUAUAGAAACAUUUUUAAGUUGGAUUUUGUUAGCAUCCUUCAAAUGGUCUCUUUCACCAAAGAAAAUUAAUGCAAAAGAUUAUAUAACCACCAUUUAAAAAAAUAUAUCAAGUACUGCCUUACCACCAUCAUGUUUUAGCCCCCCAAAAUUCCAUUUUAAAUUCUAUGCCCUCUCCUACCUCCCUCCCCUUUCUUUAGCUCUCAUUGGUUUGUUUGUUUGUUUUUUUGGUUGGUUGCUUGCUUGGUUUUUGCUUUGUGGGGUUAGAAAACUGCACUUACAAGGGAGAGUUUCUUAUUUAUGCCAAGAGACUGUUGAUGAUGUCGUAUCAUCUGUAUAGGCACAAUAGUAAAUAUGCAGUGUCUGCUUUUUUGUAUUUCUAAUACAAAUGGGAAAACCUGUGAAACAAUUUACUAGGUUUGUCUGCUUUGAACAUUCUGGAAAAUAAUAUUGUGAAUAACUGUGUGCGUUCUCUCUAAAUAGUGCCUGGCACAUGUUAUGUGCUAUAAAAGUGUUAAGGAUACCACUAAUAUUACUACUAAAUAUCCACUGACUGAAAACCAAGGAGUCAGCUAAAUCAUACCUGCUAGUGUACAAAAUGUUGGAAAGCAGCCGAGGGAAAGUAGUCAGCACUAAACACUUUGAAAACAAGGAUUUAUACUUGGAUAUGUUUAAAUGUUAUUAAGACUUUAAUCUGUACACUAAACUGUGUGGAAAUAAUUUUGUAGAGCUAUAUUUCUAUACUCUACAUAAUUGAAGCUAUUUUUAUACUAUAUUGAUAGAUUUUAAUAAAGAUGGUUUGGAGGUUUGUUUGAA
Pteropus alecto (black flying fox) is the source of this 4863-nucleotide messenger RNA. RefSeq names its product inturned planar cell polarity protein (gene INTU). Gene Ontology annotation, biological process: establishment of planar polarity; vesicle-mediated transport; cilium assembly. The coding region runs from base 119 to 3013 and encodes 964 amino acids. Gene Ontology annotation, molecular function: protein binding. NCBI's taxonomy places the organism in Eukaryota, Metazoa, Chordata, Mammalia, Chiroptera, Pteropodidae. Gene Ontology annotation, cellular component: cytoplasm; cilium. The record is from RefSeq and is a predicted model, not a curated record. The transcript has 17 exons.